AUGUUGCGUAGAGAGCGAGGGUACACGUCAGUUCCACCACCCGUAGCCGCCACGGGGACACCUCGCCGCCACGGGGACACCUCGCCGCCACGGGGGACACCUCGCCGCCACGGGGGACACCUCGCCGCCACGGGGGACACCUCGCCGCCACGGGGGACACCUCGCCGCCACGGGGGACACCUCGCCGCCACGGGGGACACCUCGCCGCCACGGGGGACACCUCGCCGCCACGGGGGACACCUCGCCGCCACGGGGGACACCUCGCCGCCACGGGGGACACCUCGCCGCCACGGGGGACACCUCGCCGCCACGGGGGACACCUCGCCGCCACGGGGGACACCUCGCCGCCACGGGGGACCUCGCCGCCACGGGGGACACCUCGCCGCCACGGGGGACACCUCGCCGCCACGGGGGACACCUCGCCGCCACGGGGGCACCUCGCCGCCACGGGGGCACCUCGCCGCCACGGGGGGCACCUCGCCGCCACGGGGGGCACCUCGCCGCCACGGGGGGCACCUCGCCGCCACGGGGGCCACCUCGCCGCCACGGGGGACACCUCGCCGCCACGGGGGUCACCUCGCCGCCACGGGGGCCGCCACGGGGGACACCUCGCCGCCACGGGGGUCACCUCGCCGCCACGGGGGACACCUCGCCGCCACGGGGGACACCUCGCCGCCACGGGGGACACCUCGCCGCCACGGGGGACACCUCGCCGCCACGGGGGACACCUCGCCGCCACGGGGGACACCUCGCCGCCACGGGGGACACCUCGCCGCCACGGGGGACACCUCGCCGCCACGGGGGACACCUCGCCGCCACGGGGGACACCUCGCCGCCACGGGGGACACCUCGCCGCCACGGGGGACACCUCGCCGCCACGGGGGACACCUCGCCGCCACGGGGGACACCUCGCCGCCACGGGGGACACCUCGCCGCCACGGGGGACACCUCGCCGCCACGGGGGACACCUCGCCGCCACGGGGGACACCUCGCCGCCACGGGGGACACCUCGCCGCCACGGGGGACACCUCGCCGCCACGGGGGACACCUCGCCGCCACGGGGGACACCUCGCCGCCACGGGGGACACCUCGCCGCCACGGGGGACACCUCGCCGCCACGGGGGACACCUCGCCGCCACGGGGGACACCUCGCCGCCACGGGGGACACCUCGCCGCCACGGGGGACACCUCGCCGCCACGGGGGACACCUCGCCGCCACGGGGGACACCUCGCCGCCACGGGGGACACCUCGCCGCCACGGGGGACACCUCGCCGCCACGGGGGACACCUCGCCGCCACGGGGGACACCUCGCCGCCACGGGGGACACCUCGCCGCCACGGGGGACACCUCGCCGCCACGGGGACACCUCGCCGCCACGGGGACACCUCGCCGCCACGGGGACACCUCGCCGCCACGGGGGACACCUCGCCGCCACGGGGACACCUCGCCGCCACGGGGACACCUCGCCGCCACGGGGACACCUCGCCGCCACGGGGACACCUCGCCGCCACGGGGACACCUCGCCGCCACGGGGACACCUCGCCGCCACGGGGACACCUCGCCGCCACGGGGACACCUCGCCGCCACACCUCGCCGCCACGGGGGACACCUCGCCGCCACGGGGGACACCUCGCCGCCACGGGGGACACCUCGCCGCCACGGGGGACACCUCGCCGCCACGGGGGACACCUCGCCGCCACGGGGGACACCUCGCCGCCACGGGGGACACCUCGCCGCCACGGGGGACACCUCGCCGCCACGGGGGACACCUCGCCGCCACACCUCGCCGCCACGGGGGACACCUCGCCGCCACGGGGGACACCUCGCCGCCACGGGGGACACCUCGCCGCCACGGGGGACACCUCGCCGCCACGGGGGACACCUCGCCGCCACGGGGGACACCUCGCCGCCACGGGGGACACCUCGCCGCCACGGGGGACACCUCGCCGCCACGGGGGACACCUCGCCGCCACGGGGGACACCUCGCCGCCACGGGGGACACCUCGCCGCCACGGGGGACACCUCGCCGCCACGGGGGACACCUCGCCGCCACGGGGGACACCUCGCCGCCACGGGGGACACCUCGCCGCCACGGGGGACACCUCGCCGCCACGGGGGACACCUCGCCGCCACGGGGGACACCUCGCCGCCACGGGGGACACCUCGCCGCCACGGGGGACACCUCGCCGCCACGGGGGACACCUCGCCGCCACGGGGGACACCUCGCCGCCACGGGGGCCGCCACGGGGGACACCUCGCCGCCACGGGGGACACCUCGCCGCCACGGGGUCGCCGCCACGGGGGACACCUCGCCGCCACGGGGGACACCUCGCCGCCACGGGGACACCUCGCCGCCACGGGGGACACCUCGCCGCCACGGGGGACACCUCGCCGCCACGGGGGACACCUCGCCGCCACGGGGGACACCUCGCCGCCACGGGGGACACCUCGCCGCCACGGGGGACACCUCGCAUCUUACUCACCUAAAUGUAAGGAACUUGCCUUUCUGUUACCCCCAAAAAAAAAUGUCUUACCACCUCUUCGGUGACGUGAUGGGUCACUAA
Molecule: messenger RNA, 2565 nt
Organism: Procambarus clarkii (red swamp crayfish)
Lineage: Eukaryota; Metazoa; Arthropoda; Malacostraca; Decapoda; Cambaridae
Source: RefSeq, a predicted model, not a curated record